AUGAUUGAGGAUAUCUCUUCCGUUCCUGGCUAUAUCAUCUUGCGGGAAGAAGCCAGGGAUCCUGCACCCUGUCCUUCUCAAGAUUUCGGCCAACCCCAUCCCCUUGAUCAGCUAUCUGUUGAAGAGAUUCGUCUCGCAGCACGCCUCAUCCGUGAAAACUGCAGCUUCACCGAUUUCAAGUUCAACUGCAUUACUCUCCGGGAACCAAAGAAGACCGAGUACGCCGCGUUCCGUUCAGGAAAUGGUCCCCGACCUUGUCGCAAGGCCUUUGCCAUCAUCAUUGAGAAGGUGACUAGCAAAGUUGCCGAGCUCAUUGUCGACCUUACCAACGGCCAUGUCGAAUCUCAUCAGCUUCGUCCCGGAGCAGGCCCUAUCAUGAAUGUUGAGGAUAUGGAUGUCUGUGAGCGAAUUGCCCGUCAGAAUCCUCUCGUGGUUGAAGCCUGUCGCGAGAUCGGCAUUACCGACAUGGACAAUAUUUUUAUCGAAGCCUGGGCCAUCGACGUUGAUGAGCGCUGGGGAAAGGAUCGGCGCAUCCAGCGCGGCCUGGUCUUCUACCGCAAGUCGGCCAUGGACAACCAGUUCGCCCAUCCCCUCGACUUUUCAGUCGUGAUCGAUCUUGAGUCUGAGAAGGUUCUCGCGGUUGAUAUUCGUCGAGUGAACAACGGUGAACGCACAAAGCCUGAGUUGAAGGAACACAACUUCCUUCCCGAGUUUAUCGCAGAUGGCUAUCAGCAUGCUAGACUCAAGCCCGUCGAUAUCACCCAGCCUCAAGGAGUCUCAUUCCACAUGCGUGGAAACGAAAUCGCCUGGGCUGGCCUCAAGAUGCAUAUCGGCUUCAACUAUCGUGAGGGAAUUGUGCUCUCCGACGUUUCUGUCCACGACCCCUACGAGAACCGCCAACGAAGCCUGUUCAACCGUAUUAGUGUGGUCGAAAUGGUUGUCCCGUAUGGCAACCCCGAUCCUCCACAUCACCAGAAACAUCCUUUCGAUGUCGGCGAAUACGGAAUGGGUCUUAUGACCAACUCUCUUCAACUCGGCUGCGACUGCAAGGGUGAUCCAUUAUCUCGAUGCUAUCAUGGCUGUUUCCUCUGGCGACUCGGCCAUAACAACGGGCUUCUCUACAAGCAUACUGAUUAUCGUGAUGGAAGUGUUAUUUCGGCACGAGACCGAAAGCUCAUCAUCUCCCACUUCAUCACGGCGGGAAACUAUGAUUACGGCUUCUAUCAUACAUUUUCCCUUGAUGGUACCUACAAACUCGAUGUCAAGCUGACGGGUAUUCUCAACACCUAUUGCCUUCACCCAUCGGAAACCGCAGCGCCGUAUGGUACAGAGGUUGCUCCAUUCAUCAACGCUCACAACCACCAACACAUCUUCUCCCUUCGCGUUAACCCAGAAAUCGAUGGACCAAACAAUUCAGUGGUGCAGAACGAUGCUGUCUUGAGUGACAAACCUCUUGGUUCCGCAGGAAAUCUCUAUGGUAAUGGCUUUUUCUGCAAGAAGAAAACUCUACAGACUUCGACAGAGGGUGGUGCCAACUACUCGCACCAAACUGGCCGGACCUGGGAUAUCAUCAACCCCGGUAGUAGGCGCAGAGGCAAGCCUCCAGCAUAUAAGAUUAUCAACACCAGCUGCCCGCCUCUUCUAGCGCAGCAAGGAAGCAUUGUGCACAAGCGAGCUGCAUUCGCCCACAAGAGUCUAUGGGUCGUGCCGUACAGAGAUUACGAGGUCUUUCCUGCCGGAGACUAUGUCUGUCGAUCAACUGGGGAAACGGGUCAUCCGUUCAAUCAAACGAUUGAUGACUGGGUUAACCGCAACGAGACAAUUGAAAAUACCGAUAUUGUCUGCUACAUCCAAUUCGGUCUGACACAUUUCCCUCGCGCCGAGGAUUUCCCAGUCAUGCCAGUUGAACCGGUUUCUGUUAUGAUGCGGGCUUCCAACUUCUUUGAGAAGAACCCUGCUCUUUGGGUUCCUCCUUCAGCCAUCUGCGUGGACACUGUUUCGAGACAUGACUACAAGGCAGAGAAGGAGCCACUUCAAUCGUGCUGCUUGGGCUCUAGUACCUCCUCCAAGCUUUGA
Molecule: messenger RNA, 2076 nt
Organism: Fusarium vanettenii 77-13-4
Lineage: Eukaryota; Fungi; Ascomycota; Sordariomycetes; Hypocreales; Nectriaceae
Exons: 3
Coding region: 1-2076 (691 amino acids)
Biological process (GO): amine metabolic process
Molecular function (GO): primary methylamine oxidase activity; copper ion binding; quinone binding
Source: RefSeq, a predicted model, not a curated record